AUGCUUGAAGUUAACGAUUACCGAGUUAACGAUUACCGAGUUUCUAGGAUUGUAAUCCUUUGUAAGGAUUGCGGACAAGACGUUGGUCUAUACCCUGCCCGUCAUAAGUGUGGAAUACCUUCCUCGGAAGCACCUCCUUUACCAUCCAUACCGAAUCAAUAUCUUUCAACUAAAUCCGGCACGCAGUCUAAUAAUGAUACUCAUUCCGAUGGUAUCUGGAAUAAACUUCGAUCUGUUCGUAGUUGGAAGGACACUGAAAGUAAACGGGAUGAACAUUUUGAAGUGGAUAAUUCUCAAAGUUCAAAAAUAUGGAAAACGUUGUUAAACGUAACUUCAUAUACUAACGAUGAUGAAUCGGAAAAAGAUGGAUGGGAAGGAGAAACUCAUAUCUCACGAAUAUUAAGAGAAUAUUAUGAAGAGAAAGGUGAAUACCUUCCUGAUUGGUUACAUGAUUCAAAUUCAAAUUCAGAUAAUAAAAAUUCCACACAAGUUUCAUCAAAAGAAAAUAAUUAUAGUCCACCAAUGAUUACAAAUUUAAAUGAUAAUAAAAACAAGAACUCUAAUAGACUACAGACAAUAGACAAUGAUAUUAAUAAAAACCUUCAACCAAAAAAUUAUAAUCAAGACUUAUCAACUUCUCCUUCUUCAAUGAAUUUUCAUUCAUCGCACAUGAAUAAAAGAAAUAGAGAAAGGAGUAGGGAUUAUAUUAUGGAUAAAAAUAAGGUCAUAAGAAGGUAUGAUGAUAGAAACAUGAAACAACAUAUUAAUAAUACUUUGCCUUCGAAAGGAUGGCAACCUUCUCCCAAUGCACGAUCAUCUGAUGAUAAAGGAAGGUUGAUGACUAAAAAAUCCCAUAAUCAAUUACGAACGGGAUCAGAUCGCCAGUUACAUAAUGAUGUUCCUCAUAUCCCUACAAAUAGGUCUAAAGUUAUGAAUUCAAAUUUCUUUCCUUCUAAUCCACAACAACAGCACCAACCAUUUCCUCAUAAUGGGAAAGGUUUGAGUUAUGGCGGUAAUAAAUAUGAAGGUGAUUUUCGUGGUAGGCAAGGUGUUCAACUUUCGGGUUCACGUGGUCCCAAUAGAAAUAGAAAAAUGUCUACUACAACAGCUGAUAUUCCUACCAAUAUUACAAAUUCCGUUACAAGUUUAACAACUAAAGCUACAGCUACAGACACAACCACGAGACCAGAUAUUCGCCCUUGUUGUGCAUGUCCUGAAACUAAGAGAAAUCGAGAUCAAUGUAUUUUUGAAACGGGAGAUGAAGAAAAAUGUAAAGAUUUGAUUGAGGCUCAUAAAGCUUGCAUGCGUAGCUUUGGUUUUAAUGUGUAA
Funneliformis caledonium is the source of this 1329-nucleotide messenger RNA. The record is from the annotation of a GenBank genome assembly. NCBI's taxonomy places the organism in Eukaryota, Fungi, Glomeromycota, Glomeromycetes, Glomerales, Glomeraceae.